Messenger RNA from Episyrphus balteatus (marmalade hoverfly), 1707 nucleotides. RefSeq lists its product as uncharacterized. NCBI's taxonomy places the organism in Eukaryota, Metazoa, Arthropoda, Insecta, Diptera, Syrphidae. The transcript has 4 exons. The record is from RefSeq and is a predicted model, not a curated record. The coding region runs from base 582 to 1343 and encodes 253 amino acids.
AUAGCCAAAAAAAUUGCGAAAAAUAAAGAAAAAAACAAGGGCCAAAAAUCACAAAAAAAAAAUGUUGGAAGCAAAAACAUGAAAAUGACGAAUUUCUUCGUUAUGAAUAAACAAAAGCUAUUCAACAAAUUAAAGGGUCCAUUUUUUUUUCGCAGUCUCCAUAUCAUCUUUCAGUCAAAUUUUUCUUUAAAACAUGGCUUAAAGAUUAUACACAAAUGUUAACGUACCAACACGUGCAUAUGUAUUACCAGGAAAAAGUAACAGAAUAUGUGAACAUAAUUUUCUUGGAAGAAAGAAAAAGAAAACAAACAAAAAAAGAAUACGUAGGAAAUUCCAAAAAAUAAAAACAUUCUACGUCAUUAAAUAAUAUUAAACCUCUUGAAUUUUUUUUUUCAAAUAAACUGAGUUACCAUUCAUCAUGUUUUAAGACCAAUUCAAUAACGGUUUUUGGUUUAUUCAAAACAUAACUUCAACAUAAAUAUUUAUUAUGGCAACCCUCUUUAUUAUGGUUAAAAUCCCACCAGACAGACCGAAAACAAACUUAACAAGAAACCAGAUACUUUUUCGGCUUUCGUUACUUUAUGUUGUCCACAGUAUUUGUUAAGCUUUCAUUUGAUCGGUUUGCGCUUUCUCGAAAGAAGAAAAAAAAGAAAGAAAAGAAAAAUAAUAAUAUUACAUAUUUGGCUAAAAUGGUUCCUCUUAGAGUUAAUAAUUGUUGUUGUGUUAGCUUGCGUUAUGGCGGUUUAGCAAUUGGUUGGCUUGGAUUAGUAGUUUUUGCAAUUAUAAUUGUUAUUACAGCAAAGUGGAUAAUAUUAUUUGAUCCUCAUGAAAUACCUGAUAAUAUAACUGAUAGUGAUACAUAUAGUCCAUCAAAAACUUUAGAUGGCGAAAUUAUAAGAUUAAUAAUUUAUAUUUUUGAUGCUUUUGUUUCGGGAAUGCUUAUUUUUGGUAUAAUAAAAGAAAAACCUUACAUGUUAACUCCGUGGUUGUUAUUAAGAGGUUGUGGACUAUUACUAUUAAUUCCUGGUUCAAUAAUAGUAUUUAUUUUGGCUUUAAUGACAGCUAAGCUUGAUGCGAUAAUAGUUACAUUCAUAACUUUGCUUUUUACUGGUUUGUUUAUUUGGUUAUGGAUUAUUAUUUAUUCACUUUUUCAAGAAAUACGUGACAAAGUGGAAAAUAGACCUGUGCAAAUAGUACAAUUACCUACACCAAUGCCAACACCAGUGCCAUAUUAUGCUACAAAUCCAGAUCCAACGACAUCAACAAGUGUAACAAGUGUAACAAGUGCAAGUACAAGUACAAGUGCGACUGUAACUUAUCGACAAUGUGAUAAGUCAAACUAAAACCAAUAUUCAUAUGUAUAAAUUUUUUAAAUUUAGUUAAAAAUCUGUGAAGUAUUUAUUUGUAGUUUUAAGUGUUUUUUUUUGUAAAUAUAAAAGAAAGGAAAAGAAGUAACACGCUACUUUUUAUUUCAGUUAAAAUUAGACUUUGUAGGUACAGAAGCUGAGAUUCUAAAAUUUCAACAAUAUAACUUAUAUCAGCACUUGUAAAAAAAAUUAAGUAGGAGGGACGAUUUUUCCAAAAAAUUUACUAAAACUUGAACAAAUUAUUUUAAACUACGACAUAAUAUGUACGAUACUUUUUUUAAAUUUAUUUGAGACAGUAAAAUAUAGUAAAAUUUAAUUUAAUUAAGCCCUGAUUUUUCAA